GGCCUGGGCAAGAUGGACGGACGGUAUCCUUGAAGUGACUGGCAUGAACUUGAAGGAACUGGGGGCGGCGACGGCGGACAGGGAGCUCUGGCGUGGACUGGUCCAUGAGGUCACGAAGAGUCGGAAACGACUGCGUGAAUGAAGAAGAAAAAAAGAAGAGUCCUUUCCUUCUUUUCAGCCCUAGAGGGCAAGGAGUCGGGUAUCUGGAAAACACGCUUUCUGGGGACGACCUUCCUCAGACUUUCCACGGAGCUGCCCUUGACUGUGGGAUUGCAAGGGAGAGCUGCUCUCUUUCCAAUCUCUCUUUCUCUCGUGUGACAGUCACAACAGCAGCAGGCAAGGCAUCUUUCUGUGCCCCGUCCUUUCCCUUCCUCUCUGCGCCCACCCAUGGCUUUGCAAAAGGCGCAAGAGGACGGCGAGGCCAGGGCGCCUCAUUGGUGCUCCCUCCCGCUGCCCCGCCUGCCGCCCUCCCACCAAUAGCUUCUCUUUCCACAAUACACCGAAGGGCAACAGGCUUCACUGCCUGUAUCUGGAGAGAUAAAACAGGAGGAGGAAAGGGAGCAGUAGCUGGAAAAAGGGGGCUAAGCUUCUCCCCCGACUCGCAAAGCACGAAUUUGGAGACGGUGCCUGGUGGGAGCCAGCCAGGCAGGGAGGCAAGGGACGUCUGCCUGGCUUGGCGUGCGUGGCGUGGCGAGAGGCCGAGGAUGGCUGGGCUGGGCGGAGGCGCGGCUGGGCGGAGGGCGAGGAGGCACCUGCCCAGAGGAGGCGCGCUCCGGAGCGGCGGGAGGCGUCCUCGGGCUCCAGAGACGCGGUGGCGGCGGCGCUAAGUUGGCGAAGAGCUCGGAGGAUGCGCCCCGAGCAGCCGCGGGAGAAGGGCGCCGCCGGGGAAGCCAGCCCGGUCUCCGGAGGAGCCUGACAGAUAUCCAUUUCCAUGCACAGUCCAUGUAUUCGAAUAUGGGAACAUCCUGUGCUAUUGGUCCAACCUUCAUAAAAGGGUUUGCCCUGAGAUUCAAAUGAGAUCAUGGUUUCAAACUGCUCUUGGAGAUUAUGCAAACACGUUGCUGUAGCUGUACUAAUGUCUCCUGGCAAAUAAUCUAUGGAUCACAGAAUAUGGCCAACAUAGCCCCAGCUCUACUGAUCAUGGUCAACAAGACCUUAAACUACUGGGAUCCCAGUUUUGAGGAUGAGGUCAUUAACAUCAAUGUUGGGGGCCUGAGAAGAAGACUUAGCUCAAGUGCCCUCUCCAAGUUCCCUGACACUCGCCUCGGGCGCUUGCUUUUCUGUGACUCAGAGGAGUCCAUCCUGCAGCUCUGUGAUGACUAUGAUGUGGGUGCCAGGGAAUUCUACUUUGAUCGCAACCCUGGCUUCUUCCUCUAUGUGCUCCAUUUCUACCAGACUGGCAAGCUGCAUGUUAUGGAGGAGCUGUGUGUCUUCUCCUUUUGCCAGGAGAUAGAGUACUGGGGUAUUAAUGAAUUUUUUCUGGACUCUUGCUGUAGCUACCGCUACCAUGAACGGAAACUUGAGAGUGGGCAUCACAAUUGGGAUGAAGAAAGUGAGGUCAGUAGUGUGGACACUUCCCCAGAUGAGAUCUUGGACUUCAAUCAUGACCUGCUUCAUUACAGCACGCUGCGCUGUGGCAAUCUGCGCAAGCGCCUGUGGCUCACUAUGGAAAACCCAGGCUACUCCAUCCCAAGCAAGCUCUUCAGUUUUGUCUCCAUCAGUGUUGUAGUGGCUUCCAUAGCAACCAUGUGCAUCCACAGCAUGCCAGAGUACCAACAGCCUGAUGAAGAGGACAAUAUGAAGGAUGACUCUGUGUUGCAAAACGUGGAGUACUUUUGCAUCUCCUGGUUCACUUUUGAAGUGACUGCCCGCUUACUGUUGGCUCCAAAUCGGAGGAAGUUUUUCAGGCACCCCUUGAACCUGAUUGAUAUUGUCUCAGUCUUGCCUUUCUACUUCACCCUUUUGGUGGAUGUCACCCUGGGGAGUGACUCAGAGCUAGGGAAUCUGGGCAAGGUGGUGCAAGUCUUUCGCCUCAUGAGGAUAUUCCGGGUGCUGAAGCUGGCCAGGCAUUCAACAGGCUUGAGGUCCUUAGGAGCCACACUGAAGCACAGCUACAGAGAAGUGGGGAUUCUUCUGCUGUACUUGGCUGUUGGGGUGUCUGUCUUCUCUGGAGUGGCCUACACUGCAGAAAAGGAGGAACAUGUUGGCUUUGACACCAUCCCAGCCUGCUGGUGGUGGGGGACAGUUAGCAUGACGACUGUAGGCUAUGGAGAUGUUGUACCCGUGACUGUUGCUGGCAAGCUGGCAGCUUCUGGUUGUAUCCUCGGUGGGAUUUUGGUGGUGGCACUGCCUAUUACUAUCAUCUUCAACAAGUUUUCUCACUUCUACCGCAGGCAGAAGGCUCUUGAGGCUGCUGUGCGAAACAGUGGCAAGAAGGAGCCAGAGGACUCUGAGAAUUACCCAAGUCAAGAGUCUGAGAUUUUAAGUGAAGUUUACCAGAGAGAUGAUGAUCUUACCAGAAAUAUCCUCCCAGUCCAUUGAAUGGAGUGAUGGUUGGGAAUUGAUGUGUUCCGGCGUUUUAGCAGGCAAGUUGCUAGUAAGAUGGUAGCAAGAGCAUUCUCUCAACUGACAUGGACCUCAUCCAUUAUCAGUUACCUGUUCCAGAAACGUUGGCGAGGCAACAUUUGACUUUGAGCCAGUAUAGAAUUCCUGUUGACCGUAUGCAUCUGGACUUCCAGUAUCUCACCUGGACAUGCACACUGUGACUAAUCAAUUUAUCCAUCAUGAACAUUUGGAUCCAAAAGCCGGGGAUACUAUGUUUCUUGAUCACAGCCCUCCAAAGCAGUAAAAGAGGGUAGCUUCUCCAUCGUAAGCACUUCCUAAUUAUGCCUAUUCCCUUCUGGGAGGGGAAGACAUUAGUAGCUUCCUUCAGAUAUGACAAGUAUCAAGUGACAGGAUUGCAGGAUCAGAGUCUAACAGAUAGGAAAUUAUGCAGCCAUGUGGCCUUUCCCUCCCUUCAGUUCCCCUCUAGUAGUUGCACACAUUCUCUGGGACAUAUAUUCUGCAAUUCACUUCAACUAAAUGCUCUUCCACUGUCCAUGAACAUGCUGAAAUACUCUUUCACCAUUCCCCAAAAUGCUGAUGCUUGGCAUUAUUUCUGUUCUGGCUUAUUUCUGUGCCAUGAUUUAUUAUUGAUUUUCAUAUGUUGCCAAAGAGACUGGACAUUCAUUCUGAAGAUUAUCCUUAAUGCUGUGACAUAUUGUUGUUUAUGACUUCCAGAGAGUGGAGAUUUGUAGAAGAAAUAAUCUCCUGACUUGCCUUAUGAGAUGUCUGUUUGACAGAGAGUUGUACAGGCUAGCAGUAACUUGACAGGGCCUAGAAAGAGUCUAAAUAGAUUUAAAGCUGAUGUAGAAAAAUGGACCAGGAUAUGUAUUUGUGUAUGGUGAUGCUUGAGUAUGCUGAAUGAGGUUUGGAGCACAUGUUACAAUCAUCAAGGAAGGGGGUUAUAAAUACUGUAUGAUUUAGUUCUCCAUUAUCAAGUCUCUAUCCUCCCCCAACCUCUCAAUGAUUGAAAUGAAAUUGAUUAUUUUAUUUUUAAACUAUGCAAGAUAAAGAAUGUGGAUGAGGAACAUAGCUUUCUCCCCUUUCUUUCUCAACAUUGGCUCUAAAAGCCAAUGAAAAUGAUGGAUACUAGUUUGGGUGUGGAAAUAAAUAAAGCCAGUCCUCCACAUUCUAGGGGCAUUUUGGGGACUCUAUCCACCCUCCAGGAUGACUCUGUGGACAGCUGUCUCUGGAAGCUGAUCAUAGAAUUAUACUGGAAAACCUGGAAGUUCUGAGGGAUAGCAUUUUAAUCAAAUCUGUGAAUAAUCACAUCUACAAACGUCAAAACCACAAAUGUGAAUAACUGACUGUACUUCUUCAAACAAUGCGUAAUUUCUUGUCACAAGAUGUCUUGGUAUCCACCGAGUAAGCAUUAAAGGGACAAUUUUGUAGAGGAUGAGGUUUGUCAGUAUCCAUGAGGGAUAAAUUGAGCUUCCACAUUCAGGGCUAGUACACUCCUGCAUAGCAGUUGCAUAUCUUUGGACCCAGGUCUUGAGUUUCUUGGAUGCACCUGGCUUUUUGGAUUGCCACCGCAAGGGGAGAGUGUCCAUGAAUCAUAUUCCUGGCAGCUAAUGGUAAUUAUAUGAAGACGCUAUGUAUGAUAACUAUCAUACUUUAUCUUAUUGCAAGAGGUGGUGAACAUUUUGUCCUCAGGAUAAUGGACUCCAAUUACCAUAAUCCUCAGGUCAUUAAGACCAGCAUUUAGGGAGAUAUGGGCACAUAUAAAAGGCCACAGGUUGCAUUUCCUAUAAUCUCUAAGGCAGUAGCAACAUUUGCUCCAGCUACUAAGAUCAUCAGAGGUUGGUUCAAUCAGAUGUUUUUGGUAUUUCUGCUCCCAAAAUUCUUCAGUGUUGAUUAUGAUGGCUUGGGCUGAUGAAGGUUAUAAGAAAGAAAGAAAAAACAUCCAGAAUGCCAGUUUACCAUUUUUGCUUGUCCUUGCAAAUAAAUAUACACAGUUAUUCUUGAAGAUGUUUUUAAUGUUGGCACAUUUACCUCAAGAUUGAAGAUGCUUUAGUCAUGCUGGGAGUUCUGUGACUUAGGACCUCAUCACAUUAGACAAUUUUAACAUCCUAGGAUGCUUACAGGACGCUGGGAGGAUAGAGCCUGCCGGAUCCCAUCACACGACGCAAAGCUACUUCAGGUGGGGUUCUGUCCUCACAGUGUUCUGCAAGGGUCCUAGGAUGCUGCCCAGUGAACAUGGGAGGCUUCCUGUGUUCUCAUUGACAAGAACAGAGGUAAGCUGUGUGGCAGCACUUUCCCUGUAAGAUGGGGAAAGCGCCAAUGCGGGUGAUGCAGGGUGACAGUUUUCCCCGCUGCCCACCAGAUUCACCACACUGACUGGUAAAUCCCCCCAUUAUCACCCACAAAUUGGACCUCAAUGUGAUGUGUUUUAAAGUCACCAAUUGUGAGAGAGGGACAAACUUCAGCCCAAGAUGCUUGCAAAUGCAGCUUGUUACAGUGAUUUACUCAUCAUGGAUCACAAGGAGCACACAGGAUCAAGUGGCAGCAUGUCAUCAGUAAGACCAAAUUAAAUGUUAUAGCAUGGUAUAUCAAGCAAGCUUUUUGAGGAGAACAGUUUUUCCUCAAGGUGGAUGUUUUUUUCGGAAAAUAAAUGCAAAGGUGUGUUGAUGGGAAGGAAAUACUGAAUAUAGUACAGUCCUUGCAUCCAAGAUAGGGGUGGGGGGGGGGGGGGGAGAGGAUAUGUUCCUGGACUUUGCAAGCAGAUAUAUGCAGGCCCUAAUGACAACAAAAACAAACUCCUGAAUAGGGCUAAUGUUUGAUAAUGAGGGUAUAGUAGAUAUGAUACUAUGAAAUGCAGUUGGUUUUCACACCAGUGUAUUCCACAUUUGUAUGCACAAAAGAAAUUAAAACACUACUAGCAGGUACUGGUGUGGUUGGUCAUUGAAAAUCCCCUACCAUAUAGUAUAAUAGGGGUGGAAUAAGUGCAAUGUGUGGGCCACAUGAGCCAUUCAGACCCAAAGUAGUGGAAGGUUGCAUUUAUGGCCAUUGUUUGUGUUGUAGGCUUUUGUCUUGUUUUGCCAUUAGUUGUUGUUGUAUGCUUCAAGUUGCUUUUGACUUACGAAAACCAUAAGGUAUCCCUAUCACAUGGUUUUCUUGGCAAGAUUUGCUCAGAGAGAGGCCUUCAAUCACUAACAUAAAUUAAGCGUACGAGGAGAUUGCUUGUUUUUGUCAUUUGGGUGGUAUAUCCUACAGUUUGGCCAGAUAACAAAGUUGAUGGCCAUCCUAACUCUUUUUCACACCCUGGUAACAACAACAGUAGUAGUAGUAGUAGUAGUAGUAAUGAUAAUAACUUUAUUUAUAUAUCAUCCCAUCUCCCCUAGAGGACUCAGGGCAGUUUCCGACAAGGCAAAGCAUUCAAUUGCCAGAGACCAAACAAAAUUCAAACAUCAUGUAACAAAAAACAUACAAUCCAUCUAAAAAACAACCACAAAAAUUAAAAUCCAGUUUCAGUCUGCUCCAUCAGACGGGUUUAUAAUACCAAUGGCCAGAGUUUCAGAAUAAACAUGGGCAUCUAUAAAUGUUAUGCAAAAGUUAGUGCAACAGAGUAUCAUAGGGCCGGGGAAGUGGGUAAAGUACAGAGCAGGGUCCUAGAUGACAACUUAUCUGGAGGCAUAGCAGGAGAACUUCUGUUGAGGAAAUUCUUCUCUACUUAGGGAAAGAAGAAUGUCAUGAUGGAAUCUGGUAUGCAACACAACAGCAAGCAGAUUGUUUAUUUUAAUGCUACAAUCCUUGAACUGCAAGGACAAUACUGUUGAUAAAAGCCAGGAUUGUUGCAGGGUAGGCUGUAUUUGUAAUAUUAGCUUGAUGUUGUGUUUCAGCAGCUGAUAAGAUUUUCUAUAAUAUGCUUCAGGGUCAAAGGUAACUGCACAGUCAUAUAUAUUUGGUUAUACCUCUUAACCAAAGAUAACACUCUGACCCCAAUAGAAGGUAAAUCAACAAGGAAAUGAAUGUGAAGACAGUCCAUUGGCAGGUGAGUUCUGUUUCUUCCCCUUUCCAUAUUAGAUAAUUCUCUGCUGAUUGUGUAACUCCUGUUUCUUUUUGUGUACUGCUUGAUGAACUAAGACAUACGAGGUAGUCUUCCUCUGUAUGGCAUUGGUAGAUAUGGGCACAGUGUUACAUUCGGAUAACUAAGUGGCACAUUUCUUGUCAGAUCUAAAAAAGAAACAGCCAAAAUUUGCAUAUCAAUGAUCUAGUCAUGCUACUUACAUGCAAACACACCUCCCUACUGCUUGUCUGGAUACAUUCAUAUUUCAGGUGUGUCUGGGGCCAUUGUAAGGUGUUUGACUUUUGUGGAAAGUUUCUUCUUUGAGCAGAUGUAAAAGAUGUGUUUACUGCAAGAAGCAUGUUUCUGAAAUUUAAAACCAUGUUUGUAAUUGUCUUGCUCAUGAUUUGAUCAGAACUGAUUACUGUUAGAGUCACAGUAAUCAUAUUCAUCCUCAUCAGAGUAGUGCCAUGACUUGCUUUUGCAGUGGAAGAGUGAGCCCUCUUAUCCGAAUGAAAAGUCCCCGGCUUAUGAUUUCUGCCCCUUUAAAAGAAAAUAGGGUGGAAAGGAAAAGCCUCAGAGAACUGGAUAUUGCCAUGAUUGAAUGAUUACUUGGAGUGUUUGGCUCACCCUAGAUGUUAUUAGUAGGGAUAAAAAUAAAUGUCACAAUGCAAAUUAUGGCUCCCAAUAUGUGUUCAAAACAAGGCAGAACAUUGGAGAUAUGGGUUGGAGGUUUUAAAUGCACUUUGUGAUCUUGGAUCCAGAAAGAGCCAUAGAAGUCUAUGGUAGAUAAGGUAGACAUGACUCACUUGAGUCCAUUGGUUUCAGUCAAUCUAGUCUAAACCAGACUGAGGGCUCGCCUACAUGGGCUUAAUAACACAAACUCACUGUGUAGUUGCUUGUGGCUUUGUCAUAUGCCCAGUUUACAGAUCAAUAAUGCCACUAAUCAAGCUGCUCCUGCAAGCAUUGCCACAAUAGCUAAAAUGUCAUACAAUCAGAGUUAGGAAGGGACCACAAGGGCCAUCUAGUGCAUUCCCCUCCCAUGCAGAAAUACAUAACAAAAAAUACCCUAUUGCAACACUCCUAAAAGGUUUCCCUCCAACCUCUACUUAAAGAUAUUUAAGUAGGGAUGAAUGUGCUAUUAACACAUUAAUUUCCUUGUGAGAAAUUACCUUCUGAUUUCUAAAGCAUUGGACUGUCUCUCUUAUACCACAUAUCAUCAAAAACUGACUUGCCUGUCUUCCUAGUCAUUGAGUCUUGUAUUGCUUUGGUAAUAUUUGAAUAUAACCAUCUAAGUUUUACCAAGUAUUUUAGCAGCCCAGAUUUAGGGUGAAAAGGAGGCUAACAGUGACAGAACCAAAUAACCAGACUUUAAUUCCUUCUUCAAAACAUCAGAAUUAUAUGACACAUAGCCACAGGCAAAUGUCAACCAAAAUAUACACUGUGGUAGUAUAUCAUCAAGUUGGUUCUAGCUUUUGGUGACCCUAGGGCAAAUCUGUUAUGGAGAUGUUUGGGAAAAGGUUGCAAUUGCCUUCCUCUGAGGCUGGGACAAUGUGACUUGCCCAAGAUGGGUUUCAAUGGCUAAGCAAGAAUUCAAAACCUAGUCUCCAGAGUCCAAGUUCAUCACUCAAACCUUCAUGCAACAUUGGCUCUUUACAGGAAAAUACAAAUAGAGAUUUCACAAUUAGUUAAAAAUUGGAAGUUAUUGCAGAAGAAUCACACAAUGAAUCAGAAUUGUGAAUUGUCACCUAUGUAUUGUGUCACUAAACUGUGCUCAGUAUUCCAUCUCAGAAUCUAGAAAUGUUAAUCCAAAGCAUUUACCCUUGAUUAUCUUGGUUAAUAAUACUGGGAUCCAGGUUCAUCACUAAAUCUUGAUGGCAAGAAAUUUGGGCAAAUGAAAGAAUUUACAACUUUACACAAAAGUGUUGAAAUGUAAAAUAGCUACUGCAAGAUUAAUGAUAGUCAUCAGCUUCAAUAGCUUGAAAUGGAGAUUGGACAAAUGCCCAGAGGAUAAAGUUGGCUACUUCCCAUAGUGGAAAAAAUAACAGAAGAAACAUUUCCUAAAACUUGAUGUAAACAAGAUAGGGUAUUUUUAAAAGGUUUUAUUUCAAGAAAUAAUCUAACGUGUUUUCAUACUUUUGAUUAUCAUUUGCUAAAUUUGGAGGUGCGUUAUUUUAAGACCAAUCAAAUAUUUCUUGGCCAAAACACUAUUACGGUAUAUUUCUGGAAAUAAAAUCUUUUUGUGUACGGUGAUGAAGCUAUGUAAUAUGAGAUUACAUACCUUCAUCACUGCCAUCUUUGUUGCAGUUGCUAUUUUACUUCAUUAUUAUCUUUAUUUUUGCCCCAGCUUUUCCCCAAGUCAAGGCUCAGGAAUGUUUAUAUUGGUCAGUCAUAAUUGUUGUUGUUGUUGCUGUGUAUAUUAAAUUGUUUCUGACUUAUAGCAACCCUCUUCUGGGACUGAGAGUGUGUGACUCAUCCAAGGUCACCCAGUAGACAAUCAGGGAAUCAAACCCUUGCCAAGUAGGAAAUUGAACCUUGGCCUCUGGAGCCCUAGUCCAAUUCUCAAAUCACACACCAUGCUGACUGUUCUGAUGUCUAUAUAUUCUUGUCCUAUAUAUUGCCUCUGUUAGUUGCUAAGGUGUAUGAAUGUGGAAUGUACUGUUGUCCUUAUUUGUGGUUGGCCACUGUGAAAGCUGAAUGCUGAACUAAAUAGCUUUUGAUGUAACCCAGCAUAACUCUUAUUAACGAUAGACAAAGGUAUAUAAAAACGAUGAGGAACCCUUGCAACCUGUCUAAUUGUCCUUUUCAUGUAGAACCCUACCCAAAAGGCAGACUAGGAUCCUCUCUGUCUGCUUCAGCUGGCUUUGAACUGGAUCACUUUAAGUGUUUUGCCUGGUAAACAUUUAUUCAGUGGUGUUUCCCUUUGCACCAAACCUGUGGGGAUAUUUCUGUUGGCGUGGACAUGUGACACUAAUGAAAAAUAACUAUUAUGGGAUUAACAGACUGUGAGCUCAAGGCAUCCUCCAGGCGACAGAAAGUAAAACAUUUCAAAUCACCCUUGGGAGUGCUGAUUCAACACAACCAAACUCUCUAUGAAUGACUAAUAGUAUGUCUCCCACUCUGCUAAACAACUGAAGGAAUUUUAUUUCAGUGUUGGUCUGGCCACAAACUGCUCUCUUAAUCCUUUAUUGAGAAGAUGAGCCUCUUCUCAACUUGAGAAAGACAUUUGGCCAAGAAACAUAUCUUUGUGCUUCCCCAGUGAAGCUAUACCUACAAAAAUAUACCCCCAUGAGAAUAGAAAGUACGGCAUUACAUAUGAGUAAUUGCUAUUGUACUGAUAAAACAAAUGCUCCCUUGAGGGUUUCUUUAUAUGACUGUCAAGGGAAAUAUACAAGUACCAUAUUUAUAAAUACAUAUCAAAGACUCUUUGUACACUGAAAGACUGAACUGUCCUUGAGGGAACAUUUGUAGUUCGAUGGAUUCCCAUGCUGAAUCCUUGGUGUCCCAAGUAUGGCUGAGAAAUAUUCAUAUCUAAAAUCUUUGGUAGAUGAAUCAUUAAUCUGACGUAAUAUAUUCUUCAAAGAAUUUUAAGUACAGUGUGCUUUGUAAAAUAUAUGCAAGUGCACAAAUGCACAAACGCACAGGUUCCUACACAUGAAUAUUUAUCACAUAAAUAAAACCAUAAAGUUGCAUUUACUCUUGGAUUUUUUUUCAUUGAGAUAAUACUAUUUUUUCCUGGUUUUCCAAAAAGAAAUUCAUGCACACACGAGAAAGAUAUCCGUAAAGAAUUUUGCAGCCCUUCAGGUGUUGUUGGAUUACAGUUGUCAACAGCUCUAACUAGCCAUGUUAGUGGGAAGAAAUGCUGAAAACUGCAGUGGGGGAUACUCACUCCUUACAGAUACCUUGCAUUAUGUUCAAUUGUUGCCUUAAUUGCAUAAGAUACAUGAUAGAAUUGUAGAAUUUUAAAUUGAAAGGUACCAGAAGGGAUGUCUAGUACAACCUCUGGCCAUGCAGGAAGGCAUAGUUACAGCUUUCCUGAAAGAUGCCCGUCCGUCUUCCAAAGAAGAGUCCAUUUCUUUCAAAGGCAGUCCAUUCUGCUGUCUUGAUAGCUCUUACAAUAAAGACAUUCUUCACAAUGUUUAAGUGGAAUCUCUUUUCUUGUAAUUUGAAUCCAUUAGUUCUCACUCUAGUCUGUAAAGCAAGAAAAACAAACUCACUCCAUCUUCUAUAUAACAUCUCUUUAGAUAUGUAAGGAUGACUAUCAUGCCACUUCUAAUUUUUCUCUUCUCUCCUGCAUGCUCCUCAACAUUUCUCUUUAAAAACAUCUAUGUUUUCCUUAGUGCCACCAGAGCCCUUCUUAGUGUUGAUUGUUUUUGAAAUCAUGUAAACAAACUCCCUGCAAGCUCACUGGAAUCAAUUGCUUUUCAGAAUCAAAAAGUACAUGGCUUUGAGUGUGACUUAGAGUAAUGAAGAGAAAGUGAUCUAAUUAGAAUCAUAUGCCAUACAUUUCCAUUCUGUGACAAGAGAUACACAGUUGGGAAGAAGUUUAUGCUUUAUCAGUCUCCCCCACUCACUGCACAAAAGCAGACUGUUAGAACAGUAUUUGCCUUGUUUCCCAUAGAAAUUAAGAAUUGUUUCCAGGCAACCAGGCAAAGAUGUCUCUGCAGCCUUGAAAAAAGUUGGUUUAAUCUUUUUUUAAAAGACAACAAAUGACUGAAAUCAGCCUUUGGCUGAAUUCCAUAAAUUCAAAAGAAUGAGUUGACAUGCAUUUAAUUUUCUGGAUUAAUUAUAGACAUGGACAAUAUAAGUGACAUGCAUUUUAUUUUCACUUUGCACUUUUUCAGUGCUGGGAAAAGGAGAUGGCAAUUACUGUUGUUGUUUGUUCGUUUCCAUCUUGCCUUUCCCCAAAAAAAUCGGGACUCGAGGGCACUUGAAAAAAUUAAAACACAUUGUUCACUAAACAAAACACUUUCAGCUUCAGGGCUUCCCUAUCAUUUAUACUCCAAAUAGAGAUCUUGGGACUUGGUGAUUAUACAAAAGAUAUCAACUGCUAAUACCAGGCAAAUUUCUAAGGAAGUAAAGCAAUGUGGCACUUGUUCCUGGCACCAAGAAAGUAACUGUUAGUCCCCAACACCAAACACCUUAGGAAACACCUCCCUCUACUUCCGUGCCCUAGUACUGAAUAGCUAUAAGCACUUGAGUCAUUAGUAACCCUUGCCUCCAUCCAAGCCCACACACGGUGAAGGCAACGUAGGGACAUUCCAGCUGGCCAUUUCUUCUUUAUUGUGUCUCCACUGUUCAAUAUUCUAGAUUGCAGGGGAACUCUGCAAAUUCCCCACUUGCAGAUCUUUAUCCACUGACACUAAUAGCAAUGGGAUAUGGAAGGGGUGGUGUGCAUGAGUGUCAGUAAACAAGUUUCUGUUUCUUCUCACUUCUGAGAAGAGCCAUAGUUUGUCAAGUCAUAUUCCCAGUCUUCCAAAUUCAUACGCACCAUACCACCAAUAGCAAGAAAUUAAGGAUAAGAAACAGGGUGAGGUAGAGUUCUGGCGAUACAGACAUGUUUAGAACUGUGGAAGUGGAAGGAUGUGAGCUCAAUCAAAGAUGGCAACUGGGGUCUAGAAUCCUCUAGACAAGAGAUGGCCUUGCUGUAGCCUACCCAUCUGAAUGUGGUACAUAAAAGAAUACUAGGCAUGUCCGAUCGAUGAAAAAAAUGUUUCAGUUCUCAUUUCUAAAGUAGGGGCGCUGGCGCUUCGAUAUAGAAAGUAUUUCUGAUUUUUUCACCCAAAAAAUUCGGAUAUUUCUGAAAAUUUGUAAUGAUGCUAAAUGUUUCUAAAAUGGUGGAUGCGCAUGUGCAUGCACAAUCGCCAAAAAAAAAAAGGAACCGGGGGGGGGGUACUUUUACAGGGCUCUCCUGCCCUCAUUUCUUGAGCUAUCCUCAUCAAAUUUGCAAUGCCCUUGCAAGUUGUGCAAAGAUACUUUGAAAACUAGGAAUUCCCUUUCUAUAUUUGUAAGCAAGAAGGACACUGGAAAUCAAUGGUGUCUCUGGCUAUGUAAUCCCACAAGCCUCAACCCAAUGCCUUCAAUUAGAAAUGGACCAGUGAUCACCACGCCAAGCAAUGCCCUGACAAGGAGUGCAAAGAUACUUUGAAAACUAGAAAUUCCCUUGCUAAGAGAAAGAACCAGCAACAAAACCCUAACCCUUUCUCCAAACCCCUCUGUGGGAACAGCCAGACUGGGCCUCUUCACCCUCUCUCUCCCUCAAGAGGCUUGCUUCCUCUCCGUUUGCAGGCCACCACCCUCUCCAGGCAGAAUGGCUCACCUGGGCAACACAACGGGCUUUUAUGGCAAUCUUCCACGUGGAUGUAGAGGACCCUAGCCCCCACCUUUGCGUCCAUCAUGGAAGCUUCUGAUUGGCCAGGGAGCGGCAGCCAUGUUAGGCUGCGCUAAGCUCCCAUUCAAGGUAGGUUGCAGAAACAAAAAAAAAUUAAAAAAUAUUUUGAAAUAUAUAUUUUAAAAAUUGGGGGGGGGGGAUUAACGAAACAUUAAGAGACAAUUAGAGAAUGGGCCAACAAUGGUUCGAAUUACAUUGCUGGUUGCGCUGUGAGACAAUGUCUCGGAAUGCGUAUCAAAAAGCGAGAACAAUCCGAAAUAAAUCCGAUAUACGAUUCAAAACGAUUUUUUGGACAUGUCUAAAGAAUACUAUGUGGCAUUGACUGAUUGGCACCACUCCACUGAAAUAGUUUUCAAGUCAGGGAUUCCAUAAUUUGGUACUUUUCUCUUUCAAUUUUUAGAGGGAAGGGACUGAAUGACACCUACUUCUACUACGUAACAUGAGUUGUUCUGUUUUCUUUAUCACUGCCACAGAGCUCCUCCACAAAAGAGUUCUCAGAGGCUGAUCUCAUGUCUUGUUUAAGGUUCGGCUAAGUACUUUAAUCACUUGCUUUACUAGAAGGCUGCAAGCGGUGUGAACCACACUGGAUGACACUAUCCGUGGGUGAUACCAAAACGAUAGUCUAUAAUAUUUUCAUCCAGUGUUUCAACAUAAGUGUAUUAUUAUUAUUAUUUUUAAAAUAUCCCUGUAGUUAGAUAUAACAGCAAAAACAUUUUCAUCAGCCCGCUUUAUAUGCACUGUAAUAAUAUAGCUACAAGGCUAAAACCCUAUGCUAAUUGAGUUUUUGUACAUUCUAAUGUGUGUGUGCACCAGUCAGAGCUGUGAUUAUUACCCAGUUACAAUGAUGCUUUGAAAUAAGCGGUUUUGUCUGCACAUACACUGUAAGCACAUGCUGUUCUUUUCAUUGUUGGUCUUUUAUAAUCACUGAUUUUGUCACUAUAUUAUGGGAAUAUGUAAUACAGGCAAUCCCCAAGUUAUGAACAAAAUUGGUUCUGUGGGUUGUUCUUAAGUUGAAUUUGUAUGUCAGAGCAGGUACUCUUAAAAGUGUAACUCCAUAUAUAUAUUCCCUAUGCUAUCCAAAGCCUGCCUCUAUAUAUAUAGAGAGAGAGGCUUUGGAUAGCAUAGGGAAGGGUUAACACCCCUGUUGUAUUUGUUUUGCUGUCUGUGCCCCUGUUCAGAAGAUUUCACUCCACUUUCUGUCCCUAAAAGUAAAGGUAAAGGUUUCCCCUUGACAUUAAGUCUAGUUGAGUCUGACUUUGGGGGCUGGUGCUCAUCUCCAUUUCUAAGCUGAAGAGCCGACGUUGUCCAUAGACACCUCCAAGGUCAUGUGGCUGGCAUGACUGCAUGGAGCGCCAUUACCUUCUCGCCGAAUCAGUACUUAUUGAUCUACUCACAUUUGAAUGUUUUUGAAUGGCUAGGUUGGCAGAAGCUGGGAUUAACAAUAGGAGCUCACCUCGUCCCGUGGAUUUGAAUUGCUGACCAGCAAGUUCUGCAGCUUAGUGGUUUAACCCACUGAACCACCAUGGUCCCAUAUGAUAAUUGAAUUUCUGUCCUUAUGAUAACUGAAUUUUGAAAAAAAUUGACUUGUUUUGGAAACAAAGAUUGGUGAUAAAGCUUCAAUGGAGACACCUUUUCCCCGUGAUAAGUUUUACAGGAGUGAGUUUCCCUUCCUAGGGAUAGAUUUCUCUCACUUCCUGUUAUCUCACCCCCAUUUGUAACUAUUAAUUAUUUGUAUGUUGGAUGUUUGUAACUUGGGUACUGCCUGUAUAUGGGAAUUAUGAUUUAUAAAUGACAUUAUACAAAAAAGAGAUGACUAAAGACUGUGUCUGGUCUGGUAUAGGAGGAAGUCCAUGAGAGUGCCGGCAUGAGUUACCACACUGUGUAAUGCUGACUUUAUUCUUUUAACUUCAAAGUCUUAAGUUUAAGAUGUACAGUAUUUCAAAACCUUGAAUCUCAGAAGGGGGCGACUGCAGUUGAAAUCCCCACUACCGCUGUUACUCUUGAUGUUCUUUCAUGGUUUGCCCAUUUAGUUUUAUCAGCUACACAAAAGAAACCUAGUCAUAGACAUGCCUUUAGAUGUGCUUUUGACUACCCAGGAGACAUACAAAUGCAUAUUGUAAAAUAUCCUUGUAAUUUGAAAACAGGCACGGCGAAUCAUAGUAGAUUCCAAUCAGUAUUUUCCCUUUUACAUUAGCAGGUAUUUUGUGCAAGCAACUACUGUUAUCUGCAAUUGCCUUGAAUUCUAAGAAAAGGGAGGAGGUGAGAAAAGUCAAAAGAAACUUAAACUGAGUGGCCAAAAACUGUAUUAAGUUGCAAUAUUGAUGGCAGAACUAAUGUUCCCAGAAUCAUAUAAAACCAAAGAAAUUGAAUUGGAAUCAGGGUGAACAUUCAAGUUCAGCCUUUCUUUGCCUUCACGGUGAUUAGCAAAAUGUUUCGGUUUCUCAUCUGGAGUGUAAGAAAUUUAAUCUUCAAGGCUACUGUGUUAUGAACAAAUAUGAUAGGUUGCUUUCCUGUUGUACAGGUUUUAGAAAAGUUACCUUUUGGGUUAAGAUUCCUAGAAUCCUAGAAUAGACAGUAGUAGGAACGAAAGGACAACAUAUGUCUUGCUCUAUUUAUUUUGGAUUAAAAAUCAGCAGAAGCAGAAUGAAGUUGAUCGUCAGAAUAUGUUGUGAAUGAUGCUAACCCAAGCUAUGUUUCCUUUUAAAAAUAUUUUAUGCAGAGAAGAGACUUUUUGGUAACAUUUAAAGUGUUUGGAUUUAACAGUUAAUUCGUUUCUUGAAGUUUUUUGAAAAAUGUUAUUUUACAAACAAUUGAAAUUGUCACACAAGUAGAAUACUUAACUUUUCUCCACACACACUUUGGUUAAAAGUGCCUUUCCUUUUAAUUAAGGAUGUUCUUUCUCAUAACAAAGUACUUGUUCAUUGGUCAGCUCAGCCUAUAGCCAAUGAAUGUGAUGAAAAUCUUUUUAGGAGGCUCUGGGGUGGAUGGGCCAUCAAACCUUUAACACUCUUCGUAAAACAAUUCAUAGUUUUCCAGCAUCUUAAGCACUCCCCCUCUCCAAAGUAAGAAUUUUAACUUUCUAGGCUGAUUUUAUGGACAGAUCUGGUCCAUAGAUGGACAGAUCGGAGACUGGAAGAGGCAUUUAGUACUUUGCUAAUUAUGGCAGAUGUUAAGUUUUUGUACAUUUGACUCAUCCCAGAAUUUUUGAACCAGAAUUCUCUCAUGGUCUUUUCAUCUCAUAUCUGAGUCAUCACUUGACAGACCUCCAGAAAUAUACCACUAAUCACUUAUUUGUAAAAUUACCUGUUUGCUUUGAUAUAUCUCCAUAGGUUAUUAUCUAGAUCUUUCUGACACAAUUGGAUGUAUCCACCAAAAAGGAUUUGCAUAAAACAUCUGUGGAGAAAGGGCAGAGAACAUGCCUUGCAUACAGAAAGUGACAAUUUCAGUCCCUGGCCUUUCCAUUUAAUUAUCUCUAGAUUAAAAGAAAGGCUGGAUAAACAUUUCUCUAAGGUGACUGAGAAUCACCGCCAGCUAUGAGGUGACAAUCCUGGGCAAAGUUUGGAAAAGAACAUGAAGCAAAAAAAAAAAAAUUCAAUGUGUUUCAACAUCAUGCCAGAAAAAGAACACAAGAAAGUUGUUAUCUGGGGAGUUUCCAAAGAAGAUAUUCUGAAUCAAAAUACCGGUAUGCCUUCUGGCUUUAUUUUUGUUGGGAUGAACAUUUUAAAUGAAUUUAAAAUUGUUUUUUUCUCUUUCCUAUUCCCUUCAGCCAGGACUAGCCCCAGAUAAUUAUGUCACCUGAGAUGAAGGAUAAGAUCAUGUGCUACCAUUCCAGGAACAAGCUGAACAGACUGCCAGUUCAGUUUCCAGCAACAAGAUCAGCAUGUUUCACUGGAAUUCUAAUAUAUAUGUGAUACAGAACAGAAUAAUAAUAAUAAUGUUUAUUUAUAUCCUGCCCCUCUCUCCAGGAAGGGACUCGGGGUAGCUUACAACAAAUAACAGUUAAAACAAUACAAAAAUAGUACACAGGUCAAAUUAACAUUACUUAAAGUAAAACCAUUGCGAUUAUUAAAAACAUAUAAGGACAUAACAUCAACAUCAAAAAUAGCUGCUCUUGCUGGAAUGAAAACAUUAAAAAUGUUAAAACCAACAAUCUUACUAAAAUAGCUCAAUUUAAGAUUGCUCCAUUAAAGACAUACACACAAAUAUACAUACACACAUACAUACACACAUAUAUAGGUUGUCGAAGGCUUUCAUGGCCGGGAUCACAGGUUUGUUGUGUAUUUUCCGGGCAGUAUCACUAUGUUCCAGAAGUAUUCUCUCCUGACGUUUUGCCCACAUCUAUGGCAGGCAUCCUCAGAGGUUGUGAGGUAUAUAACACAUAUAUAGGCUUUGGAUAGCAUAGAGAAGAGGGAACAUGAUCAUUGUUAUAUGGCAGUCUAGACUCAUAUAAUCCAAUUCAAUGCAGUCUGAUGGCAUUAUGAAACGGCAUUACUGGCAGUCCCCAGUAGGCUCUGUAGGUUUGUUCUUAAGUUGAACUUGUUUGCAAGUCAGAACAGGGACAUUUUUUCAGUAUGUAUAUGUAGGUAUGUCUGUUGUGUGUGUAUGUAGACAUACCUAUGGGCUUUGGAUAACAUAGAGAAGAGUGGACGUUCUUGUGUUUCUUUUGCUGUGUGUGCCAUUGUUCAGAAGAUUUUGCCCCAGUUUCUUUCUCUGUGAUAAUUUGCAAAACUGUGUCUUAUUGUGUAAACAAGGAUUGGAGAUAAUACUUCUUUGGAGACCCCUUUAAAUAAUAACUCUUCCAGGAGUGGAUUUCCCUUCCUUCCCAGGGCAGAUUCCUCUCACUUCCUGUUGUCUGACCCUCUUAAUAAGGAGUCGUUUGUCAGUCGGAUGUUGUAAUAAAUUGUAUUUAUUUAUCUGAACUAGCCUAGGAUAGCCUAGGAAUAGAAGGCAGAAUGUGUGGUACACACAGCUAUGUUUUCUGGUACCCCAACCCCUUCUUGCUUCUUUAGGGAGCUACUUGACUCCACCUAGUGAUAGGGCUGGUCCAUGAGGUCACGAAGAGUCGGAAGUGACUGAACGAAUAAACAACAAACAACAGUGAUAGGGCUGGCCAUGUAAAAUAUUGCUACUAUCUGUUCAUGACUCCUCCCCUCAUUUUGUUAAACUGGCAUCCUGUGUGAAAAAUGGGAAUGAGAAAGUGCAUCACUUAACUAUUCAAUUAUUUCUACAUGGGUAUCUCAAGGACUUCUAGAUGACCAAUAUGAACUGUCUUCUCCAAUAAGCCAGAAACUUUUGAGUUUGUCAAAGGAUAUGGUUUAGAGGGUAAAGAAAAAAAGCAAAGAAGUGCCCUCUUCUUUUUAGUGUUUCCUGAGUUUCGUAAUGUGAUUGUGAAGUGUUAUAAAGGUUUUGUGUAUGGAGUUUGAUCUGUAUUAGCUGCUAAUAGCUGUUCCAAACACAUGAGUCAUUUCUUGUCCUUGCAUAAUAAUGAAUGUUUGUGUAUAAAUCUGUCUUAAAGCCAUACUUCUCAUACUUUAGCUCUUUGGGUGUUCUGGACCGGACUUUAACUCCUAAAAACACCAACCAGUAUAAUUGAUGUUAAGGUUUCUGGGAAUGGAAGUUCAAAACUUUUGAAGGAUCAACAUUUGGAAACCACUGCCCUUUAGCAUGAGUCAAGGAUCAAACUAGAUAGAUAAAAGAAGCUUUGAAUUCAACCAGCAUGCAACAGCGUUUUGUGUGAUUUUGUUGUAGAUAAGGAAAUCAGGGUUAACCCUUUUCUUACCUGGUGAACAUUAUGCCUCCAAAGCAGAAAGUGUUCUGUGAAAUGCAAAUAGCAGCUUCAGAUGAAGAAUUUUCUUCAGGUCUAUAGGAAAGGAUCAGAUUCCUCCUCCUUGCCUACUUCAGUCUUCAUAAUGAUCUUCAUUUGAUGGUUAACUAUGCACUAUGAAGAGUCGGUAGCUUAUGCCCAAGCUUGCUUGUUUUUUUAAGUGUAUGUUAUAUGGUGCUGGAUGAUUGUGAAUAAUUUAUUUAAUGUAUGUGCAAACUGCUAUUCCUGUGUAACCAGAAACACCAGCUAUAUGUAUUUAAGAUAGGAAUCUGGACCUUCAAAUAAUCUAAGCAUGUAUUAAGCCAUGUUUCUUGUUAUUAGAUUUUGACUACUAAACACUUUUGAAAACUACUCUUCUAUUUCAGUCAUCUGCUGCUUAGAUACUAAAGUGCAAUACAGAGAGAGAAUACUCCAUGUUGGCUCCCAGAGAAAUGUAAUGAUAAAUGUCAAAUGCUAUCCAUUAACAUUGGGUCCAUCGUCUUCCAUUUUUAAGUAGAUGAAUUCAUUCAUGGUACAGACAUCACUCAUAGUUAUAAAAAGCAAUUGCUGGAGAAGGUUGCUACAGAUACUUGAAUAUGGGAGUCCCCGAUAUAUCCUGGUAGCAAAUUGUUCCUGAUAUGAAAUGCAAGUUAAAGAUGCUAAGGGAAACUGUUAUGCAAACAGAUAAUCAAAAGCAUGUAUGACAAAUAAUUUUAUAUUUAUGCAUGGGAGGCAUAUGAUAUAUUUUAUUAAAGAUCAAAGUGAUCCACAAUGGAGACUGUUUGUUCUUGUUGAUUUUGCAUCUGGUUUGUGGAAAAAAGUAGAAUCCAGGCAUGUAGAAUGCCAUAAAAGAAGGAGCAAACUUUUAAAAAUAAGUUUAUGUAUGAAAUUAAAACAUUACAUCAUACAGAAAUAACAAUGCCUCUUCACGUGUUUCUUCCCCUCUACCAUUAAUACAACAAUGAAAAAGAGAGAGAAAAUAACUGAGUAAAAGGAGUUCUUAACCAAACCUCCCACUUCUGUAUCAAUUGUCAUCUGUAAUAAUAAAGUCAAUUGUAAAAUAAAUCAACACAAACUCUCCAAAAUAAUCCUAACCUUUCACAUUACACUUAUUUUGGUCAUUAUAUCCUGCAUUUAUCUGAAACAAUAUCUGUAUUUUUAUCAUUAAUAUAUUAAAUAAGGCACCAGCUCCUGGCUUAACAUGUUCUCUCCUCAAUAAAAUAAGACAUUUUUCCACAAUGGCUGUAAACUGUAUUUUCGUCAACUAUACAUUAAUAAAGAUCAUCUUUACAUCCAUGGGAUUUUACCAAACAAGCUGCUACAAUGCAAAAGCAAAGGGUUUUUUUGUAUCUCCUUCAAAAGAGAGAGUAUUGUUAUCAUCUCCUUCAAAAAGUAAAAAGUGCCUGGUGGGGUACCUCAGGUUGCUGGCCUGCUUUGCUUUACUUCAGGGGCUUGGAACUCCAAAGGAUGCCACUGGGUCUAGUGUUAUUUAACAUCGUCAUAAAUGACUUAAAUGAUGGAAUAGCAGGCAUGCAUAUCAAAUUUGCAGUUGAUAUCAAAUUGUCAGGCAGGAGAUAGAUAAUACUCAGAGGAGAGGAACAGAAUCCAAAAUGACCCUGACAGCUGGCCCAAAUCUAGUCAAAUUAAUGUCAACAGGGAUGAGGUCCUACAUCCAUGCAGGAAAACCUAAACAGACAAAUAUAGAAUGGAUGAUUUCUGCCUUGAAAGUAGUAUAUGCAAAAAGAAUUUAGGGAUCUCAGUAGAUGCAGUAGUCAAAAAAGACAUGAACUGCACCAACAGGUAUAUAGUAUCCAGAUCAAGGAAAGUAUUAGUGCCACUCUGUUCUGCUUUGGUUAGCCUUGAACCUGGAAUAUAGGUCCAGUCAGUUCUGGACACGAAAGGGUGACCAAGAUGACCAAAAGUCUGGAAACAAUUUAUGGAGCUAGGUAUGUUUAACUUGGAGAAGAGAAGAUGCAUCCUGGCUCCUGGCUAUCUCCACUGUGUUCCUUUACUUUCAAUGAUUAUCAUGGGUUAACACCAAGCUAAUCCUGCUUUGUUGUACUAGAGGGACUUGUAAUUUCAAAGAAUGCCAUAGGUUUGGGGCAGUGCAGACAGCUGGAUAACAUCUGAUUCCUACCAGUCUUGUGUCCAUACAGGGCACCACUGCCAUAACUUUUGCAUUCAUCAGCACAUGGAAAGGAGGAUAGAUCAUGGUUGCAUCAGCAUCACUACCACUCCCAGUUGGCUUCAGACCUCCUUGAGCUCCUGAGUAUCAUAGGAAGUCCCAUGUUGACAUCAGAAGAGGCACCUGCAUGACCAAGAAGAUUGUGGCUGGAAGACGACUUUGUGGUUCUAACAUGAAGCUAAGUGUUUCUGCUCUUCUUUCCCAUUUUCCUUAAUAUCCAGUCUGAUGAAAUACUCUGGAGAACUCAAAGGUUUGCUGUCUUUUUGUGACAUUUUUGUCAGCUGGAUGACUAAAAAAAUAUUGCCUGACUUAUAAAGAUUUUGCCUGUAGGCAAACGUUCUUUGCUUCUUUUAAAUUUAGCAGAAUAACUUUCAGGUUGACUGAAAAAAUAUCAGGCAAGGAGAGGGAGAAUAUCCUUCCUAGUCCUUCAGUUUCAUCACCUAUAUUAACUGGGUCUGGUUAGAGUGACCUCCUCCAACAGCUCCCCUGUUGUCUGUUUCUAGGCUCAAUUCAAUUCAUAAAGCCCUGUUUGGUUCAGUCCUAUCUAUCUGAUAGAUUAUAUCUUUCUGCAUGAGCCUGUCCAGCCCCUGGGAUCUGCAGGAAGGUCCUUCUUUCUGUCCCACUACCUUCAGAGGUUUCAUUGGUGAGAUUAAAAAAGGGAUAACUGACCUUCACUUUGAAACUCCUUUCCCAAGGAGUCUAAAAGCAACUCCUUCCUUGCUGUUCUUCCACAGCCAGUGAUUUUUUUGUUUUUUAAUUUAUGCAGGCUUUUAGUAAAUGGAAAGAGCUUUUAGAAAGUGCUGUAUUAUUUUAAACUGUACUGUUUUGAAUUGUACUAUCCAAGGCCAUGCAGUGAGUUUCUAUGGCUAAGUGGGGAAUCAAAACUUGGUCUCCCAAAGUCUGAGUCAGGGACUCAAAUUCCACAAAAGCCUGGCAUCUUUCUGUCAAAUAAUUUCAGUUCAUCUUAAAGUACAACCUGUCACACUGGUACCACGUCUUCAUGCGUGCAGCCACCCACACAACUAUGUGUUACAGCUGGCUGGAGGCUCGGAAAUUGGCAUAUUUCUGUUCAGAGGUAAAUUCUAUUGGGAUCACUGGGACUUUCUCCCAGGAAAAUGUUUAUAGGUUUGAUGCCUAAAUGACUAUAAAGCAUAUAACAAUGGAUUAGCCAUCAUGUGUACUGCAAACACAAUAAGCUUUCCUUGGGGUGCUUUGAUAUGUCAUGAAGGUAUGAGGAAACCUUCAUGAGGGCUCUGGAGGGUCCUCAUUAAAAAUUCACUUUCCACAUUUUUUAAACAUAAAAUAAAUGAGCCUGCUGAAUUCUGAUAACUUCCUUUAACAACUCAAAGUACCCAGCCCCAAGCUUUACAGACAAAGAGUAUUCUUGUCUCUUUUUCUUCCCUUUUAAAUGUUUAAAAAGAGGCUAUGCAUCUGGGAUUUGUAUGAAAAAAAACAUUGUGCAGCUUUCAACAGCUGGAAGAAUGAAAAAAAACAGCCAAUACUUUGUGGUUCUCAGUGCUAUUUUGUUCAAUAAGUAACUUAACAAAUUACAUUUAGUUCUAGCCUGUGGGAAUUGUCCUGAUCUAAAAAUAGAAAUGCUUAAUUUAAAGGCAACAACAGAAAAAUGCCAGAGCAGCUGACCAUGAUUUAAUUUUAGCCAGUUAAACAACCAAAUAGCCAUAUUAUAUUUGCUAAUAAUAGAAAGACUUUCAAUUCAUGGGCCAAAUCUGUCUCACUCUAUUAAAUGUGUUUGUUUGUGGAGCCAAGCAUUCUUUUGAUUAUAAAUGAAUUAUUCAAUUCUGGAGGAACAUAAGAAUCUGUCUUUCACUGGUUUAGACCAAUUGCCAAUCUAGCUCAGUAAUGUCUGCUCAGAUUAGCAUCCACUCAUUAGGGUUUAAAGCAAGGCCCUAUUCUCACUUUCUAUUUAAUUCCUGUUCAACAUGAGAUGUUUAGAAUGAAACCUGUGUAUAAGCCAUGGUUCUGUCUCUGAGGAAAGAAUCCUUGGAAAUAUGAGGGGACUCAAGGCGGCUUACAGAAUCUGGCAAAAUUCAAUGCCAAUAACAAGUUCAAAAAAUAAAACAUAAUACAUUUAAAAUGAUUAAACAAAUGUCACCUCACAACCUCUGAAGAUGCUUGCCAUAGAUGUGGGUGAAACAUCAGGAGAUAAUGCUUCUGGAACAUGAUCAUACAACCUGGAAAACUCACAGCAAUCCAAUAAAUUUAAGCUUUUCAAGGUAUAGAGCUUAGCCCUGGUGUAGAGAAAUAUUUAUAAAUGCAUAUUUAAGUAACCUUGUAGGAGGAGGCUGGUAAUGUUGGUAAAGAUAACCUUUUGGUGCCAGCUGUUAAAUUAACAUUAAUCAGACAUUAGGAAUGGAGAUAUACAAAAAAAAACCCCAAAAAUAAAAACAGUUGCAGAACAUCUCAAUCUUCCUGGGUAUUCCAUGUCUGACCCCAGAACAACUUUCCUUAAAAAAAAUUACAAAGGAAGAAUUAAUUUGGGAGGGGGAGAGAAGAACUGGAAUAUAUUUAAACGCCAGCCUGUUGGUUGUGACUUGAACAGAGACAGUGGUUUCUUGGCACACUACACAUAUUAGAACACUAGUUAACAGCCCAGUCUCAUGGGGUCUCUCUUGGCCGGUUUAUCACAUCUCCUUUCUGAUUCCCAGCCAGCAUCUGGCUACAUUAACAUAAUUCCAUAUGCCAUUCAUAUGGUUAUGUACUUGGCAUUAGGCAACAUCUUUCUUCCUGCCUUUGCCUCCCAAUGAUCAAGGUUAAAACUGAACUUUUCACCUCACUAGCUAGUGAGAGGAGUUUGGAAAUGCCAUCAUUUCGCACCCACAUUGUUAGCUGAACUGAGUUCCCUCACUCAGUGUGGCUGCUGACUGUUGGGUUUGGGGGUGGGUGGAAUUUAUGAUCAUGGCAGUAGUGCCAUAAACAUGACUAUGUAGUCACGGAGUAGUUUCAGAUCUACAACUCUACACAACACAGAAGGCCAUUCUACAGAUCUAUUCAUAUGUAUAUCCAUCAUAAAAUUUUCAUCUAUUAUUAGUUAUUCUAUUUUUUAAUAUAUUAAUAUCUUAUAUGUCUAAAAUCCAGUUGAUUAGUUGUAUAGCCAGCUCUACUAUUCAGUUCUUAAAAAUAUUUCUUAAAAGAUUGUAAAGGUUAAAUUGUGCAUGUGAUACCAAUGUGCAUGCAAUUGCUCAUUUGGUUACACACCAUUGCCAUUCAACACAAAGCUUGUAUGGAUCAAUUAAAAUCCAUCUGAACAUGCUGGCAUUGACACUAUUCAAUGCAGAUGUAGCCAAAGUUUUCAAAAACCAUAGGUUGUGUAUAUUAGCCAAAGGAAUGCAAAGCAAAAUAUAUUCAGUUUAGCAAGAAUGUAAAGCAGGGAUUUCAAAAGGGACCUCCUACAUAGUUUUAAAAAUGGUAGAUUUUUCCCCAAAUCAUUUACUCUCAGCCCUGUGCCUCCAGUACAAUCACAUUUUCUUACCCACCCACCUACAUCCCCAGCCAUUUAAAAUGGUGUUUUGAGACCUCCCAUCACAUAAAUAAUUCACCUGCGGGUCUGCACCUGUCCAUAAUGCUAUGUUGUCAGAAAUUUCCUUGGAGAAUUUAGAAAGGUUAAACAAGUUCCUUGCAAUUUUUUUUCAGAAAAGUUGAGGGAGAAAUUAAUGCUUUAUUCAGAGAAAUGGAAGAGACAUAAUGGAAUAAGUUUUGUCAGUGAACUAACUAUAAAUCAUCAUCAUCAGGCAUCCUCACAUUGUGGCCCUCCAGCUGUUUCAGCCUCCAACUCCUAGAAGCCUUAGCCAGCUUGUUCAAAGGUCAGGAAUUCUGGGAAUUGGAAACCCAAACAGCUGGAGGGCCACCAUUUGAGGGUACCUGCUCUAAAACCAUUGAAGGGAAGGAAGACAAGUGGAAGGGAGCACUUGGACACCAACUCAUUUUGUCCUUCCCCUUUGGUGAUACUGCCUAGAACUAAUGUUAGUUGCAAUCCAGUAAAAUUUGGAUGGCUAUAUGUUCCUCCAUCUAAGCCUUAAAUCAAGGAUGGAAGAACAUCUGGUCACUCAGAUACGGAUGCUAAGAUCAUGGUCAUCCUUGCUGCCUUCCACUGGCAACCAGAUGAGCACAUUAAGGUUUUAAGUAGAAGAUUGUUUCUCCUGUCCUGUUGUUACUGUUUCCAUCUAUGUCUCACCUUAACUCCCAUGAGUUCAAAGUAACAUCCAUGGCUUUUCUUCCUAUUUUAUGGACUGAGGCAAGUGUUAGAAUUGCUGUCAUUAAAAAAAAAACUUUUCCCUGUCUGUCAUUCAAAGAUUUGCAGAGCAAAGUUCAUGCUGGCAUGGAAAUAAAGUAAAGGUGAAUAAUUUGUGAUCCUCCACAGAUAUUGCUGGUUUACAACUUUCACUAUCUCUCACUGUCUCUCGCUAUAAACUAUAUUUGGGGAGGGGGUUACUUGAUUUCCUCUUAAUAUAAAAGACUUUAGAGAUCAGGGAGCUUUCAUAGCUAUGUUUGUCUUGCAAUAUAAAAAGGAUGAAGGAAGAGGGAAGAGAAAAACAAACAUGGCAUUACCUUUAAGACUAACUUGUUUUUAUUUUCAUGUGAGCUUUUGUGGAAAUAAACCAGUUUUUCCAAAUGCAUCACUGAGGUUAGAGAUUCCGCCUUCUCUUGCCCUCUGAACUAAUGUAUUGGCAGUAUGAGCAGUCAAGAAUCUCCAAAGGCAGGGUUGCUGGAAAAAGGGGGCACCUACAAAUUGUUUAAGGGCCAUGUUGCAAUUACAUAUGCAUCAGAUUAAGCUUAGAGGCUUGAGGUUUCUUCCCCUAAACUAGAUUAAUUUUAGAGGUUAGUGGUUUCUCCCUCCCCCUGAUUUAAAUAAUGGCUUAUUCUAAGAGUCUCUGCCUGUUUUGUGGCUAAAAAUAGACAUAAUAGAAGGUCCCCGCCCCCACCAUCAUAUUUGGACCACUUGAAAUUGCUUAACCUUGUCUUCAAGAAGAUGAAAAAAUUGUAAGAUAGAAGACUACAUGUUUCUACCCAAAUAUUGCUUCAGUAGAAAUUAUCACCUAAUAGAUUUCUUGGCAUCAGAUAAAGUAUAGCUGUCAUGAGUCUGGAGAUAUAAAAAUAGUGGGCACUAUAUCUCAUCAGAUCAUGAAGUGCCAUUGCAGCUGUGCCUCCAACAUGUCCUUGAUUUGAAGAAAUUAGCAGGGAAAGCUUUGCUUAGAAUGAAGAUGAGCUUUGCCCCCACCUUGUUGCUGAGGCACUUUGCAAAAAGCCAGAUGCAAGCAGUGUUAGAAAUAUUGCCUGUUGAAAUGACUUUUGCAGACGUGAAGAUAAUGGAGGCCGUCUACCUGUAGGGAAAUUCGUAAUAGGAAGACGAUUGAGUUUUGUCUGCUGUUCACCUUCAAGCAAGGUGCUUCCUCAAAGUCACAAAGUGUUCCUUCUUUUGAUAUUAGAUAGAGUAAAAUUUCACCAUCUGUCAUGAAAGUCUCAAUACUAAUAAACACAAAUAAGAAAUAUAUCUCUUCUAGCACUGGUUUCUUUGCUCUUAUUAAAAACAGUUGCCUUGGGGCAUUGUGGGAAUUAAAAUCUAGGUCCAGGAGAUUCUAAUUUGACAAGAAGAUUCAGUAAGCAAUGUCAGUCUAUUCCUCAUUGCCCAAAGGGACUCUGCAAAGUAGGGUACAAGUAACUUUCUAUCAAGAAACUAUCAAAGGAACAGGAAAAAUGCCUCUGGUUUUCAGAGCUACUGACUUCCUAGAGAUAAAAAUCUUAUUUUCUUUGGUGCUCAUUAAACAUUGACGUUACCAUAGCUGAUCUUCUGAGAUUAUCUGUUUCUUCCAAGCUCAUAUUGUUUGUCAGCAGACAUCUUUCCAUAAUAGCAAGGGGAUGACUAUUCUUGCUAUGGAGUUAUUGGUGCCAUCGUCUGGAGAAAUAACUUUUCCAAGCUCUGGGCACAAGAGUUGAGAGGCAGCUUCAGUUGCAGAAGCCCAAACAGCUAGAGGGCUGAAGUUCACCCAUGCCUGUCCUAGACCCUCUUCAAUUUCCAUGGCAAGAGCAAGGAAUCUCAGAGUAAGAGCACUGUCUACAGAAGUGUGUGUAUAGUUAUUUUUCCCUCCACUUUAAAAAACAAUGCACAAUAUAUUGGGUUGUUAGAAACUUUGGGUUUUAUCGCUCAUGUCCAGGCAAGAAGAAAGCACUGCAUGCAAAUCUCCAGCUCAGCUAGUAUAGCAGUGUACUACAAUUUCCAAAGAUAAAUUAAUUUUUUUGCCAUAACUCACAGAGACUCUCCCCAGGGUCUAUGCAUUUACUUAAUUAGCUUUUUCCUUUCCUUACCAAGCUAUGCACUCCACUCUGCUCUGCACUGGCUAAAGAGUAAAUUAAUUGUUCCUUAUCCUGUAUCUCUAAGUAGGCAAAAUGGAAUAAUGCCCAAAAUUCACCUCUAUCUGGGAACACCCCUUUCAGUUGGAUUUCUGUUUUAAUUUCAAUAUGUUCCUUCUCUCUCUCCCCCCCCACUCUCUCUGUAAGCGAGAUCAGUCAAUGACAAAUUAAAAGCAACUGCAGUUGAUGCUUGAUGUAUAGCACUUAAUGACAUCACUCAGGGCUCUCCCUAAGUCUUAGGUUUUGGCCUAGAGACAUCUCAGAGCCUGAGAUGAUCCUGAACUGGCCACCCUAAUGGUGUGCUCUGUGCAACUGUGGUUACUGCUUAAUACAUUAUCCUCAAUGACAUCACUAGGGGCUGCUCUUAACAUCGACCUUAUAGCCUCAUCAGAGCCCAUCCUGACAUGGACAUUGUGGAGAGCUUGAAUGAGGGGUUGCUAAUAGAAGGCUCAGCAGUAGAACUGGAGCCUAGCAAUGAACAGCAACUUCCUUAUCCUGAAGGCACAUCUAUAGAAGGAACAACUAUUUAGCCUGCUGACCAAAUGCAAAAGAUUUCUGCUGAGGAGGAGUUAACUGUUCCUGUGUUUGUAGCAUUAAAUAAAGAAAGGUCUCAGCUGCAAAGAUGGUUGAGGCUAGCUGAGAAAAGUGCCAGCAACAGGUAACCUGUGAAAGAAGGAUUAAAGAGACUGGAGUUUGUUACCUGAUUGCUGGUUGCAAUGUCAGUGCUUGAGCCAAGACCCUGCACUCUUGAUCUCUAAUGUUCUCUGGAGCUUGGAAAAUUAUUGGACAUCAACUUUGGAAUUGUGGAGUCAACCCUGUAUCUUUGAUAUUAGUAGUAAUUGGCUCUUGACGUGGAAUGGACAUUUAAAUUUCCCUCUUGCAUACUCCUUUGAGUGUUUGGCAUCUUUGUGGGCUAUUUGGCUACGUCUGCAACUGUUUGUAUAUACUUUUUCUGUAUUUUUGGGCCGUAGCCUUAAUGCACUUUGCAGGGAGCAAUAUUUAACCUCUACACAUUUAUUUGGUUUAGUUUGGUUUGGUUUGACCAAGCAAUGCUGCAGUUGUAAGUGUUGGAAACAGAGAAGCAUCAACACUUGUAUAAAUUAAUUAGUGAAAGAAUAUAGUAGGGAUGGGCAAAUCUUCGGAAAGUCAUUUAUCGUUAUAAAUUCGUUAUUCAAAAUAGAUCCGAAGGGGUUUCCGAGAUGGUUUGGCGCUUCGGAAUUAACCUUCCAAUUCGAAGCGUUGGUGCCCAUGCCUCUAAAUACCUUCGAAUAACCUUUGGAUAUAUGGGAAAGUGUUUUAAUUCAACCAACCUUUGCUAUUUAGGAGAGAAAUCCCCCUUGCCUUUUGGAGGGGUUGCUUUCUAUGGGUCUCUUAAACCGACUUCAGAAGUGGGAUGAGCCUGGAUCUUGUCUUCCCAGGUUUAAACCCGGGCUUCCUCUCCCUUGCAGAAGGGAGAUAUUAUUAUUAUUAUUAUUAUUAUUAUUAGUAGUAGUAGUAGUAGUAGUAGUAUUGGCAUCGCACUUUUCUCUCUAGGUUUGAGACUGCCCUAUAUCCCAGGAUCUGAUUCCAGAUUAUCUGAUUUAAACUUGAUUAUAUGAGUCCACACUGGAGAUAAUCUGGGAUAAGGAGAAAAAUGAUGGAUCUGGACCAAACUUGGCACACACCAGCUGUGAAUCGUAGGGGAGUUUUGGGAGGGUUGACCCAAGACUUUUGGGAAUUGUAGUUCACCCAUACAUUUUCUCAUGGGAGCAUUCAUAAAAAACCAAAGGGACAGCAUGGUGUAGUGUAGUGCAGGGGUUCACAGUCCCUCACACUGUUGGAGGGGGGGGGGCAGACUGUGGUGAAAUAGUCCAAAAUUAGGAUUGUUGUUGUGUGCCUUCAAGUCAUUUCAGACUUAGGUCAACCCUAAGUCUAAAGUUUAGGACAGAUGCCAGGUCAAUGGCAUCGUAGGGCCACAUCUGGCCCACGGGCCAGGCCAUAGUUUGUGGACUCCUGAUCUAAAGUUUAGGACAGGGCCAAGGUCAAUGGCAUUGGAGGGCCACAUCUGGCCCGUGGGCCGGGCCGUAGUUUGGGGACUCCUGGUCUAAAGUUUAGGACAGGGGCCAGGUAAAUCGCCUUGGAGGACCACAUCUGGCCCACAGGCCUUAAUUUGGGGACUCCUGGUGUAGUGGUUUGAGAGUUGUCCUACAAUUGUGGCUUCAUUCCCCACUCAGCCAUGGGAACCCACUGAGUGAUCUUGGACAAGUCACACACUCUCAGCCCCAGAAAACUCAAACACUUUCUAACCAGGAAGAGAUUUCCUUAUUCAGAGGCUGAUGGCCAUCUGUCAGGAGUGAUUUGAUGGUGUGCUAUGAUUUCUGUUCCUGGUUGAUAAAUGUCAUUUCCUAAUUGGUUCUGUCAUAAAACAGCAAGGAACAUUGUCCUAUAAAAAAUAGAACAUUAUGGUUUGUUGAAUCUCUCUCCACCAAUUUAACAAAGUUUCAGCCACAAAAACAAAGUUUCUGAAGUAGUACAAUGCCUUUCAAAGUAAAGACAACCCAAUGAAACAGGAAAUAAGACUUUUAAACCAGGAACAGAUUUCUGCAAUUAUUAAAAAAUUGUUUAUUAUAAAAGCUAUGAAAAUUCACCAAAAAUCAGAGGAUAAGGAAAACGUUCUGAAAUUUGGUGCGCUAACAGUUGUAAAUGUGUUCUACCACUGCAGCAAAUUUCAUUAGGAUACCUCAAAAAUGAGGGAGAGGCCCCUCAAUUUUCCCCAUUGACGAUAAUGUUUUCCUUAUGCGCAUGUGCAUCCACCAUUAACGAAGUACAUAUGAAGUUUCAGAAGUUUCUGAAAGUUUUGAAUUUUUUUGCUUCAAAAUUCGAAAAUGACUAGAAACGAAGUGCUAGUGCCCCCUACUUUAGAAGCAAGUUUAGAACCAUUUUCAUGGAUCGCUCAUGCCUAGAAUAUAGACAAUGCCUGCCUUUGAUUUCACUUUUGUGACUUCUUUUGGUCUCAAGCCUUUUGCUGCUUUCUUCCUUGCAGAUGUCCUUUUCUCCUCCUUCUCUCAAGAAGUUAGUCUCUUGGUUAUCCAUUCUCUGGAAGGAGUAUCCAUGAGGCUUCAAUUGCAACAGUGGUUGCUAGCUUACAAUUUUACAUGAAACGGAGGUUUUAGGGGAUCUUCUAACCAAGAAUAGGUCAAUUUCUUUUAUCCAUUUUCUUUCCUAUCCUAAGAUAAUUUCCUGAGAUGACAAAUGUUAGUUGUUCUUUUACCUUACAAGAGAAUCCGGUCAUUUCUCCUGUUUCUGUAACAUGUUAUUAUAUUGUACUAGACUGACUCACUUUGUUUUACUAUAGAUGCCAAACAUUCCUACAAGAGGUUAGUAGUCACAAUAUUAAAUUUAGCAGGCUUCUUUCAUGCCCUUUCUGCUUGCUCUUCUCCCUCCCCAGUUUCUCACCCCACCCCUUUUCUUGCUUCCCAGUUUUCCUUCUCAGAUUUUAGUUGCUGCCUGGUUGUUCAGAUACUGAGUCUCCUUGAACUGCACCAUGCAAUAAUCAAGCAUUGCAUGCUUUUCUGAAGUCUUUGAAUCCAUCUGUUGCACCCCAAGGCAGCGUGAGUACUGGAAACCAAACAGAGACCAAUAAUCAUAUAAUAUCUUUAUUAAAACAAUUAUAGAAUCAGGAAUGAAUAAGUGGAAAGGAUGCAUGGAUAAUAGUCCUUGGUAAAAAGGUAUGAAUUAGUCCAAAGAGUUGAAGAGAAAUGUCCAAUAUUAUUGUCCAAAAUCCAGAAACCGAAACACACUCAAAACUGUUGGAAAGUUCUUGAGCGGGGAAAACAACAAGGAAGCAAGACUAAAUAAAAAGGUCCAAAGUCACUAGAAAGUCUUUGAUAUCAAGGCAGGAACAAGAUGAGGCUGAGGCCAACUUGAUUCAGGAACAAGGCAAGGAAGUAGACUUACUCUGGUUCUACUCAUGAGUUGUGGCUCAGCUUGGCCGCCAGGAUCAGGAAACUUGGCUUGGAGAAACAGGAGCUAGAGUCGGUGAAUCAUUCUUAGGAAAUCGCUACGUUGACACCGCAAAGAGUUCACAGUGCAAAGCACUUUUAUGGAACUUAAAUCUGAUCACAACAAAGGGAAGCCAAACUCCCCAGAGGUUCCCAAGGGAAUCUUCUAUCCAUUAUCCCCUCGAGAUGCCAAGCGGUUACUCCUUCGGAGCCCUUGUUUUUCUGAUCUCUGGCGAUGCAGAAACUCCCUUCUGUUGAAGGAUACAUUCUCUGGGGAACUCAGAACAUCUGGUUCAGCCACGGGAGUAAUAUUUUCAGUAUCUCUCCCAAUUAAGGAAGCAUCCGAGCUAUCAACAGCUGGGAGCUGUAAUUGGAAGGAGCUCUGCGGACUGGGCAAAAAGUCAGAAUAAGCUUCAUCCUGGUCAAAGUUCAUUUCUGAAUCAGGUUCAGAAACCAAAGGUAGCUGGGGUAUGACACCAUCUUUCCGGAACAAGAGAGGACUAUUUCUAAACACUGCGAAGGAAGGAAGAUGGUUUCUUCCCUAGCUAAAAAAAAUGCUACAUUUGUUUUACCAUUAUUAUUGCUCAACCAAAUGUCAAUUUCAUAUUUUGGUUUUGUGUCAUAAUUAGGGCUUGGAAUUUGUUUUUGUUUUUUUGUUUUUUUGCAUGCUUUGCCCUCUGACUUCAUACUCAAUUCAUUUUUCUAGUGCCCUCUUUCUAAAGGCAAAUGUUGCCCUUGAAAGGGGUGUCCUAAGCUUCCUAUGACUUCUGGAAAGAUGAAGAAAAGGACAAGAAUAUUUGGAGAAAGGACUAUUCAUUUUAGCACAACACUCCAGAUGAAGAAGGAAAUUUAACCUGCAUUUCAUGUAAGAUUUAAGCUAUUGGGAUGUGAGAUUAUUUAUGCACUUAUUAAUUUGUUUUUGCUAAUUGUUCAAGGAAGGUUAAUGGGAAGUCCCUGAAGCUCAGUCACGUAUUUUGGGGAAAAUCUAGGCUGGAUCCAGAUAUAGUCUCUGUAAAAAAGAAGAAUGUUUAAAGCUCCGCAUGAAUCAAAAGCUACAAGCUACAUUCAGUUCUUUGUAACACCAGCAAGCUGAGUUACUUUUUUGUUAAACAAUACCCAAAGCAAUGAACCAUUGAUAAAAUGACAUUCAAUUUCUAGGAAAUUCCCAAAUCAACACUUAGAACAAUCACAGCCAAAAGUCUCGUUUAUAAGCAGAGAUUGAAAGCCCAUUUGCGAAUGAAAAGAGUGAUAACAUCCAGCAUAGUCUUGUGAAUAAUUAAUUCCGUGGAGUGUUACAAUAUAUUGGUUAUGAUCCAAAAGAUUUGUGCACUUCCAGAUAGGUAAAAUUUCCUUUCAAAUAAUAGCAUCUUGCAGACCAUGUAUUGCUCUGACUUUUAAUGACCAUGCCUUUAAUUCUAUGUAUAGUUUCAUUAUAUUUUAGUUUUGUAUGAUGUAAUGUGAAGGCACACCGCAACAUGAUGUACUGUUUUAUACUUUCGAGUAUCCCAGACCUUCAGGUAGGGCCUUUGGGGAGCCUGGAGAUCUAUCAUCUAUGAACUUGUGGGAAAAUCAGGGGGAGGUCUGUAAGUCAGAGUAGAGCACAACCUUAUUCAAUCUGUGCUAUACCUAAGCAUUCAACCUUGUUCUAUCUGUCCCUCCCCUGAAUGAGGAACACGCAGGUGGAGGAAAGUGCUCUCAGUUGAUUUUGGAUGUCAAUUGGGACUCAACUGGUACCUGCAAAGGCCAGGUAAGAGUGGACAGUUUACACACUGCUUUCUCUCUUUUGGAUGUUCUCGAUGAUUGGAGAACAAUGGGGGAACUUCUCAGAGAGGACGUGGAUCUUGAAGAAGAGAGGAGUCUAGAGCCUUGAUUGGAAUUAAUUCUGGUCAUAUUCAGGCCUUGGGUUAAAGUCCCACCCCAACCUGGCCAUACACUAUAUACUGCAUUGUCUACAACAAUGAUUCUUAGUCUUUGGUCCAUUAGAUAUUUUGGGCUUUGGUUUCCAGAAUCUCAAACCAUUGGCUUUGCUGAUUGGGGCUUUUUGAACUUUAAGUCCAAAGAGUCUAGGAGACUAAAGGUUGAGGAAAAAAAACAGCUUAUACUAAUCUUCUCCAGAUUCUCCACACGUUUUCAACUAGGAUUCACAUCAUUGAUCAUUGGCUGUUGAAUCAAAUAGUUCAAAAUACAGUAGAGUCUCACUUAUCCAAGACUCACUUAUCCAAGCCUCUGGGUUAUCCAAGCCAUUUUUGUAGUCAAUGUUUUCAAUAUAUCGUGAUAUUUUGGUGCUAAAUUCGUAAAUACAGUAAUUACAACAUAACAUUACUGCGUAUUGAACUACUUUUUCUGUCAAAUUUGUUGUAUAACAUAAUGUUUUGGUGCUUAAUUUCUAAAAUCAUAACCUAAUUUGAUGUUUAAUAGGCUUUUCCUUAAUGCCUCCUUAUUAUCCAAGAUAUUCGCUUAUCCAAGCUUCUGCCGGCCCUUUUAGCUUGGAUAAGUGAGACUCUACUGUAUCUGAAGAGCAUCUCUUUUCUGAAUGACCUAAUAUUUCAAUAAAUUCAAAAAUAUGUUAAACAUAUUUCCUGAUCAAACCUUUCUAAAAAAAAAUGGCACCCUUAAAUGAAGAGAGAAGAUAUAUUAAAGAUACCUCCUGUUGUGUUGUUACAAAGAUCACUGACCAUGCUGAAUAAACAGUUGAUGAAACAAUUAAUUUAAUCUUAAGAAACUGCAAAGAAGUGGCAUAAUUAACUCAUAGCAUUGAAUAGAUUAUUUGAAAAUGAAAAUUAUCACCUUUAUGCACUUGAGACCACAAGCAAAUAAAUAUCAAUAAAAAAUUCAUAAAGGAAGAUGAGCCGUUUUCUUUCAUUUCCAUUACUCCAGGCCCUUCCAUGGAUUAGAAAAUCUUCCGAGUCAAUUCCUCAAUUCAAUUUGCAAUAAUGAAGCAAACCAGCCUCAUAUGGAACUCCCGCACUAUGGCUGUUCCUUGUUGUAUUGUUAUUUAGGGAUUACAUGGAAGUCUAACUACAGAAAAGACAUAACAUUGCUUGGGGCCCUUCUGAAGUGGAUCCCAGGAUUGCUAUUUACUAAAAUACUUAAUAGUGCUAAAUCCCAAGUGAACCUGGAAGCAAAGCUGUCAGUCCUGGUUAACACUGGCUAUGUGCAAAAGCGUUUAAUAAAUUAAAGACCUGGCUAUGUGCACAAUCGUUUUAACAAAUUAGCUUUUAUGGCUUCGACACGGUCUGGAUCAAGGAUUAUGUGCAAGGUUUUUGGACAAAUUGAUGUAUGCACUUUGUAUGUUUUAAGUUUUGUAUAUUCUCUCAUGUGUUUUAACGCCUAACAUAAAUUGCUUGUUAACUGCUUUGUUUUAUUGUA
This is a messenger RNA of Anolis carolinensis (green anole), 34698 nucleotides long. It is a transcript of the gene kcns1, whose product is annotated as potassium voltage-gated channel modifier subfamily S member 1. Lineage: Eukaryota; Metazoa; Chordata; Lepidosauria; Squamata; Anolidae. Gene Ontology annotation, biological process: protein homooligomerization; regulation of delayed rectifier potassium channel activity; potassium ion transmembrane transport. Gene Ontology annotation, cellular component: voltage-gated potassium channel complex; membrane. Bases 1048 to 2541 code for a protein of 497 amino acids. Gene Ontology annotation, molecular function: delayed rectifier potassium channel activity; protein binding. The transcript is spliced from 4 exons. The record is from RefSeq and is a predicted model, not a curated record.